Apus apus (common swift) is the source of this 1986-nucleotide messenger RNA. RefSeq lists its product as uncharacterized. The transcript is spliced from 5 exons. The record is from RefSeq and is a predicted model, not a curated record. Gene Ontology annotation, biological process: regulation of DNA-templated transcription. NCBI's taxonomy places the organism in Eukaryota, Metazoa, Chordata, Aves, Apodiformes, Apodidae. Bases 1 to 1767 code for a protein of 588 amino acids.
AUGGGCGGCGCCGCUGCCGGUCACGUGCUGCUGCUCAACAUGGCGGCGCCCGGACACUCGCCCGCGUCACGUGGCCACGCGUGCCGGCCGCGCUUCCGGCCCACGCGGCCUCACUUCCGGGAGGGGCGGGGCUCCGGCCGGAAGCGCGCCGGAAGAGGGCGCGGGUGGCUGGGGGGGACGCACGUGCCGCGCUCUGACGUCACGCGGCCCACUUCCGGCGCGGGGAGCGGAGCCCCCAUGGCGGGGGGGGGCGCAGCUGUGGGGCAGGAGCCGGUGACCUUCGAGGACGUGGCCGUCCCCCUGAGCCGCGCCGAGUGGGAGGCGCUGGGCCCGGGGCAGCGGGAGCUCUACCGCCGCGUCACCAGGGACACCUACCAGCUCCUCACCUCCCUGGGUUAUCCCGGCCCUAAACCGGACAUUUUGUACCGGCUGGAGCGCGGGGAAGAGCCGUGGGUCAGCGGAGCGCAGAGCCCGGGGAGGUGGGACCAGCCCCACAGCCCCUCUGCAGGACACAAGAGGGACGGGGGUUGCCUGGAGGAGCCUCCCUCAGGCUGGUGGCCUGAUCCUGGUGGGCGCCGUGUGACAGAGGAGAGGGCAGAAACCCCCAGCCAAGGUGAGUCCUGGUGUCUCCCAGUUCCUCGCCCACCUCUGAGGGGGGAACGGUGCUUCCCGUGGCGCCUCCGAUGUCAGAGGCUGCUGAGGAAGUGUCUGGAGGAUGGCGGUGAGGUGCCAGCUGAGGGGGCCAGCAGAGGAGCGGGGCUGGCAGGAAGCCAGGACCAGGUCCAGGUCCAGGUGAUCCCCUGGCUUGGGAACGAAGUAGAAGUGAAGGAGGAAGAAGGAGUCACAGCCAGCCUGGCCCGAAUCACGGGAUUCCCGCUUCACCCGGCGCCGGCAGAGCAGGACGGAGCGGCUGGUCCUGGGGUGCAUCAGCACCCUGACCCCGAGGAGAGGCCCCCGAGGAGCCCCCUGCAAUGCCCACCCCCCCAGGGGGAAUACUGGAUAUUGGUAGAGAUGGCGUCUCUCCAGGAAAACGGGGACGUGCGCGCGGAGGAGCUGGAGAAGCGGAAGGAGCUGGUGUGGACCGACCACUGCUACUGCGCGGGGAGCAGGAGGUGGCUCCUGCAGGGCUCCCUGAGGGAGCACAACUACUGCCAGGGCCACAAGGCCGGGCUCUGGGAGCUGCGGGACCACGGGUACUGCCACCGGCGGGGCACGCGGCAGCGCGGGGCGGGGGGCACCGCCCGCCCCCCCGGGCUGAGCCACCGGCUGGCCCAGAAGAGGUUCAAGAUGAAGCGCAUCAUCCAGAAGGCCAAGUGGGUAAAAUGGAAUUCCCAGCCUCCUGUCAGGAAGACGCCGCAGUUCUCUUGGGGUUCUUCCAAACCCGUCGCCCCGCGCCCGGGGGCAGGAGGCCGCCCCGCCAGCGGGACGCGCGGGGCGUUGUGUCUCCCCGCGGGGCAGGACCCCGCGCCCCCACAGCCCUGCAGCGAGGGGAGCCCCCAGGAGGUGACCUCAGGAGCCAUGUGCACCCCCCUGGUGACCCUUGAGCUGCCGGCUGCACCCUCAGCCCCCCCCGGGGCUGUGGAGGGGGUGGGAGAAGCAACACCCGGAGACCCGGAGGAGCCAGAAGCAGAGCCCGGCCCCAGCGGGGCAGGAAAGGAACCAGCCUAUCCCAGUUACCUGUUCCUGUGUGACGUCUAUGAAAUGGUGAUGUGGACCUUGGACCACGGGGUGGACACCCCAGGCCAGAGCUCCCAGCUGGCUGGCUGACCAGAGAAGUCUGUCUGAUCCAUCCUCAUCUGGGGGGGCAGCGACUCGGAUCCAACAAAGGGGCCACUUGGGACCUUCUUUCAAGGGGCAAAACCCAUGGAGGUGGGAGAGGAGAAACACUGGGAAAGGCCUGUGGAAACUGGGAGUGGCUUUAGUGCUGGAGAAGGUGCAGAGAAGGGCAACGAGGCCGAUGAAGGGUCUGGAGAACAGGUCCUGUGA